Messenger RNA from Durotheca rogersii, 580 nucleotides. RefSeq lists its product as uncharacterized. The coding region runs from base 157 to 531 and encodes 124 amino acids. The transcript has a single exon. The record is from RefSeq and is a predicted model, not a curated record. NCBI's taxonomy places the organism in Eukaryota, Fungi, Ascomycota, Sordariomycetes, Xylariales, Xylariaceae.
CACAAACACGCUACGCCUUUGGCGUCCUUGUCGAGCGAGAUCACGAUCGGGCCAGACGCUUCAGGAGCCCUCAGAAACAGCGGCGUACGGUGACGUUCCUUGGAUCGGCCUCUGACCUUUGAGGGCAACACCGUGGGCGUCAUUCCCGGGAAUGAGAUGGAGAAUUCCAACUCGAAUCCAUAUGACGAUGAAGAGGGUAUCUUGGUUGUCAAGCACGGUCACUUCUCCGGCUUUACCACUGGGAUCUCUAACCAAGUUAAGUCCGUCGUUCGAUGGCCCUACCGCGAUCUUACCUUUGAGUCGGAAGAGUGGUGCGUCUUAGGCAGCGGCUUGACUUUCUCGCAAACCGCUUUCUCGAGCCGAGGCGAUUCUGAGUCUUGCAUGUUCGAUCUUCAAGGUCGUAUUGGUGGUAUGCUAGUUGGUGGGUCACAAAGCCAAGGUGGAGGGUGCUACGACGUUACGUAUGUUACCCCGAUGGAGUGGCUUUUGGAAGACAUUAGGAGACAUGGUUAUGACGUGGAGUUGUUGUGAAGGUGUUUGUGUUGCUGGUGGCAGUAAUAUUACGACAACAAGGGGCAAA